This is a messenger RNA of Penicillium alfredii, 2493 nucleotides long. RefSeq names its product MINDY family deubiquitinase. Gene Ontology annotation, biological process: protein K48-linked deubiquitination. Gene Ontology annotation, molecular function: K48-linked deubiquitinase activity; cysteine-type carboxypeptidase activity; cysteine-type deubiquitinase activity. Gene Ontology annotation, cellular component: cytosol; cell periphery. Bases 1 to 2493 code for a protein of 830 amino acids. The transcript has 4 exons. The record is from RefSeq and is a predicted model, not a curated record. NCBI's taxonomy places the organism in Eukaryota, Fungi, Ascomycota, Eurotiomycetes, Eurotiales, Aspergillaceae.
AUGGUGCUUCGCAAACAGCCCCCACCGCGUUUGGAGAAUCUCAGCAAGGGGAAUGCUCGACCCGAGUCCCGUUCACCUACUUCUCCUCCCCCCAACUCUGCGUCCUCGUCCCGCCGGGCGCGCCUGAAUCGAAUCCCUUCAGAGGAAUCCGUCUAUUCCCCCGACCUCAACACCUCACCUGCCUUUGACCUGAUGCCACUUGAAGAAGCUCAACGGCCACAGGUGGGGUCUCCGACCAGCCACCCGAAAUCAUGGCCCGAUCAACCCGGGGGGACGCCAGACCACUCCGGUAGCUACGAAGGGCCACACCCGCCACCAGCAGGCAACAAGGGACAGUUGGUUCCAUCAGCGCUGUUCCCAGGCCAACAACAAGAAGGGGAGGUGAAUGGAUGGCAACCAACUCAAGAAGCUCGCAAUAGUCCAAGGGGGAGCUUCCAACCGUCAGAACCCGACCAGGAUACGCAAGACCAGCAUGACUGGAAUGGCCGAAACUCACACGCGGUUUCGUCAAACAGCGAGCUCAGUCAAACGGAUGGGUAUAUCCCAAUGACAGCUCGGUUGUCUCUCUUGGACUCGGAACAAGAGACCUCGUGGACUGGGCCUUCUCAGUCACCCGCCCAACCCUUCGUCUCACAAAGUCAAUCACUUGAAAAUCAGUCGCCGUGGGCGGCUCAGCCGUCAGCAAGGGUCUCAACACCUCAACAGAUCUACUUGCAAGGUGGACAGUCGAACCCAUACGCACCCGCUGUUGUUGUACAACCCUCGGAUCAACGUCCUGAGGAUCCGUAUGACGACCAACAACUAUAUAACCCCGAGCGACUUGGCUCCGAUGCCGGAAUCAAUACUCCUUCGGCUACGUUCUCUAGCGCGACUUCGGCUACCUCCCAUGAGCUCAUUGAUCUCGAUGUUCCCAGUACCUUGGCGGCCGAAACGGGGUCUCGUCGUCCAGCGUCUUCGGUCUACUCCUCUGACGCACCCGACGCGAAAAGAGACCAGGCCGCCUCUCCUGCACCAGAAAUGGGAUCAUCCGUAACGCCGCAAUUGAAUGCUGCUACGGGCCAGAUACCGGGACCAGGGUCAAACACUGGAAUUUCUGCUGUCGACGCGACUCGGCAGAAGGAGCAAAGAUCAGAAACCUAUUCGAUUCGGCACAUAAGGUGGAUGAAUCAGAGUGGGCAAUUGCUGGAAUCACCGGUUCUGGUUCAAAAUGAAAACGGCCCGUGUCCAUUGCUCGCCCUCAUUAACGCGCUGGUGUUGCGGGCUGAUACUAAGACACAACCACCAAUUGUCAAAGCGCUGCAAACCCGUGAGAAUAUCUCGCUGGGACUGUUGAUUGAGGCCUUGUUCGAGGAAUUAACGACGUGUUUGAGGCCCGAUGAGGAGUUUCCAGAUAUCGAGGCCCUGACUCAAUUCCUGACGAUGCUACAUACCGGCAUGAAUGUCAACCCGCGCCUGACGCUUGAAUCGACCGAUUCACUCGGAACUUUCUUCCAAACUAGUGACCUAAGGUUGUAUAGUACAUUUGGAGUGUCUCUGAUUCAUGGAUGGCUAGCAUCGUGGUCCAGCUCAACGCACGCGGCGAUGUCGCGAGUCGCCCAGUAUCAUGAAGACAUUCAGCUGUUACCUUUCCGCAAGCAAGAGCUUGAAGAUCGCGUAAUGCGAGACGAUUCUCUCUCUCCCCAGGAAGAGGAAACCAUGGAGGACAUUCAAACCAUUCAGCGCUUUGUGGAGAUUGAGAAUGCGACGCAGUUAAGCCCUUUUGGAUUGACCCAGCUCACUACUCAAUUGGCGCCCGGCUCUGUCUCAAUCCUCUUUCGCAACGACCAUUUUUCCACACUUUACAAGCAUCCGGAGUCAUGCCAGCUCUUCACACUGGUCACCGAUGCUGGCUACGCCAACCAUGCCGAGGUUGUUUGGGAAUCUCUGGUCGAUGUGACUGGCUUCAAUUCGGAAUUCCUCUCUGGUGAUUUUCGCGCUGUCAGCCAAGGCCAAACUGAGACGUCUGGCCCUGCUGGUCCCCGAUCCUCCAGUGCAGCUGUCACCGCUGGUGCCACUGCUUCUGGCGAAGAGCACAAAGAUGGUUUCUCUACACAAGAGCAGCGUGAUGCUGAUUACGCCUAUGCACUUUCACUACAGUUCCAAGAGGAGGAGCGGCGUGAGACUCAAAAUUCAAAUCGCGGCCCCCGCGCUUCACAACCUGUUCGGGCUUCUAAUCGAUCAAGCCCGAGAAUCACUGUUCCCAAUCGAACCUCGAGUGUCGCAAACCACGGGUCCCAGCCACAUAACGGCACCGACCCCGACGAUCCCAACGCGCCUCCCCCCACGUAUGAGCAGGCCGCCAACAGUCCGCGAUAUUCACCAACUCAGCCGAGGUUUCCUUCCGCGCGGAAUCGAUAUUCCAGCAAUCGGACAUCACGGAGUAACUGGCCACGCGCAACUGCAGGGGGACCGAUUCGACCCAAUGAAGGGAGCAAAGACUGUGUCAUGAUGUGA